Molecule: messenger RNA, 946 nt
Organism: Pelagomonas calceolata
Lineage: Eukaryota; Pelagophyceae; Pelagomonadales; Pelagomonadaceae
Source: the annotation of a GenBank genome assembly
CGCCACCAAAAAUAAUUGCCAAAAAGCGCCGGCGCGACGGGCUUUGUUGCGCAAGGCGCGACCGCAUACGUUGAUUCGUCGUUCUGAAGCGCUGCCGCGCACUGCACGCAUCGCUCGGGCCGGCGCGGACGGCUCGCCCACUGCUGCAGCACAGCCUCACGCCGUCGCCGCGGCGCGCCGCCGCGUCCGCAAACCAGAGAAGACGUCACCCCAAAACACUGCUGCGAAAAGCGCGAUGAAGACAAAUGCCCACAACUUCAUUCAUGCGUGUCAUAUGAACACUGUAUGUGUUGUGAUCGUACUGGCCAAGCUAAUCCGAGCGCCCGCACAGCAGCAGACCCCGUCCAGUGUUAUCCGUUUUUGGCCUUUCUGUGGUCUUACUCGGUUGUCAAAGGCGGGGGAGACCAAUUGUCGGGGGUGCAUAUGUCUGACGGCGCGGGAGCGACCGCCUGCCGCGCCGUCCUAACGUCCCCCGCUCACGCAGGCAUGGAGUCCGCCGCCGAGCGGAAAGCGAGGCUCAAGGCUUUGCGGGCCGCGCGCGACGACAAGGUCGGCGGCGAGAAGAAGCUGAAGUUCCGCAAUUAUCUGCCGCAGUCCGAGGAACUCGCCCCGGCCUUCGAGCCGCCGCCGCUCCCCGAGCUCCAGGCGCCGCCGCCGCCGCCGGUUGCGGACGAGGACGACGGAGACACGCCGGCGGCGCCGGCGCCGGCGCCGAGCGCCUUCGACGCGGAGCUCAGUCGCAUUCAAGCGGACGAGCCCGAGGGCGCGCUGAACGUCGUGCCCCGCGACCCGAACUGGGACCUGAAGCGCGACCUCGAGCCGCGCGCCGAGGUCCUCCGGAAGCGGACGCAGAAGGCGAUCGUCGAGAUCCUGCGGGAGCGGCUGAAGGCGGAGGCUAGGCAAUAAUGAAUUUACGUAGUGAAGGCGACGGAACGCCAUGAAACGG